Gracilinanus agilis (Agile Gracile Mouse Opossum) is the source of this 2929-nucleotide messenger RNA. RefSeq names its product exostosin glycosyltransferase 1 (gene EXT1). Bases 551 to 2791 code for a protein of 746 amino acids. Gene Ontology annotation, molecular function: glycosyltransferase activity. Gene Ontology annotation, cellular component: membrane. NCBI's taxonomy places the organism in Eukaryota, Metazoa, Chordata, Mammalia, Didelphimorphia, Didelphidae. The transcript is spliced from 11 exons. The record is from RefSeq and is a predicted model, not a curated record.
AGCUGGAAGAUGUAAUUCGCUGUAUGAGCCGGUUGGGAUCUGCUGACUUGUUGGAAGCCGGAGUGCUUUGCAUGAGUGUGUUGAUGAGUUGAAGUUACUGCACCGGUGCUCCUUUUCAACACUACCGAGGGGAAUUCUGGAGGCGAGGAAAUCACUUAAGUCUAGCCAUUGAUUGGAUAUCGGGAGUUUUGUUUUUUUUUUCCUUACCCCCCCCCUUUUUUUUUUUCUUCUCCCUUCUUUCCUCCGUCUUGUUGCAUGCAAGAAAAUUACAGUCCUUGGCUGCCCACACCGGGUGCGAAUUAUUCGGCUACACUCUCUUCCCUCUAUUGUGCAACCCAAAGAUGAAAGACAGAAGGGGAGAAAGUUAAAGAAAUCGCCCACAUGCGCUGGAUCAGUCCACGGCUUUGGGAAAGGAAUAAAGAGAAGGUGGUAGAAGAGAGUUUGAAGUCUUUACAGGCGGGAAGAUGGCGGACUGGAGCUGAAAGUGUUGAUUGGGAAACUUGGGUGAUUCUUGUGUUUAUUUACAAUUAUCUUGACCCAGGCAGGACACAUGCAGGCCAAAAAACGCUAUUUCAUCCUGCUCUCAGCUGGUACUUGUCUCGUCCUUUUGUUUUAUUUCGGAGGCUUGCAGUUUAGGGCAUCCAGAAACCAAAGCAGGAGAGAGGAGCACAGUAGUAGGAAUGGCUUGCACCACACUAGUCCGGAUCAUUUUUGGCCCCAGUUCCCGGAUGCUUUGCGCCCUUUCAUUCCUUGGGAUCAAUUGGAAAACGAAGAUGACAAUGUGCCCAUUUCCCCUAAGCAGAAGCGAGACGGUAAUUCCAGCAUCUACAAAGGCAAGAGGUGUCGCAUGGAAUCCUGCUUCGAUUUCACCCUUUGCAAGAAAAACGGCUUCAAAGUCUACGUCUACCCGCAGCAGAAAGGGGAGAAAAUCGCAGAAAGUUACCAAAAUAUUUUAGCAGCCAUCGAGGGCUCCAGGUUUUACACUUCUGAUCCCAGCCAGGCGUGCCUCUUUGUCCUGAGCUUGGAUACUUUAGACAGAGACCAAUUGUCACCUCAGUAUGUGCACAAUUUGAAAUCAAAAGUGCAGAGUCUCCACUUGUGGAACAAUGGUAGAAAUCAUUUAAUUUUUAAUUUAUAUUCUGGCACCUGGCCUGACUACACUGAAGAUGUGGGGUUUGACAUUGGCCAGGCAAUGCUGGCCAAAGCCAGCAUCAGUACUGAAAACUUCAGACCUAAUUUUGAUGUUUCUAUUCCCCUCUUUUCUAAGGAUCAUCCCAGGACAGGAGGGGAGAAGGGAUUUUUGAGGUUUAACACUAUCCCUCCUCUCAGGAAGUACAUGUUGGUAUUCAAGGGGAAAAGGUACCUGACAGGGAUUGGGUCAGACACCAGGAAUGCCUUAUAUCACGUCCAUAACGGGGAGGAUGUGGUCCUCUUAACCACCUGCAAGCAUGGCAAAGACUGGCAAAAGCACAAGGACUCUCGUUGUGACAAAGACAACACAGAAUACGAAAAGUAUGAUUAUCGAGAAAUGCUGCACAAUGCCACUUUCUGUCUGGUUCCCCGUGGCCGCAGGCUUGGCUCCUUUAGGUUUCUAGAGGCACUGCAGGCUGCCUGCGUCCCAGUGAUGCUGAGCAAUGGGUGGGAGUUACCGUUCUCCGAAGUGAUUGAUUGGAACCAAGCUGCCAUCAUUGGGGAUGAGAGAUUGUUAUUACAGAUUCCUUCUACAAUCAGGUCUAUCCAUCAGGAUAAAAUCCUAGCACUUAGACAACAGACACAGUUCUUGUGGGAGGCUUAUUUUUCUUCAGUUGAGAAGAUUGUAUUAACUACACUAGAGAUUAUUCAGGACAGAAUAUUCAAGCACAUAUCACGUAACAGCUUAAUAUGGAACAAACAUCCUGGAGGGCUGUUCGUACUGCCACAGUAUUCAUCGUAUCUGGGAGAUUUCCCUUACUACUAUGCUAAUCUAGGUUUAAAGCCCCCUUCCAAAUUUACUGCAGUCAUCCAUGCAGUGACCCCCUUGGUCUCUCAAUCUCAGCCAGUGUUGAAACUCCUAGUUGCUGCAGCCAAGUCUCAGUACUGUGCCCAGAUUAUAGUUCUAUGGAAUUGUGACAAACCCCUUCCAGCCAAACACCGCUGGCCUGCCACUCCCGUGCCUGUCAUCGUCAUUGAAGGAGAAAGCAAGGUCAUGAGCAGUCGUUUUCUGCCCUAUGACAACAUUGUCACAGAUGCAGUCCUAAGCCUUGAUGAAGACACUGUGCUUUCAACUACUGAGGUGGAUUUUGCCUUUACAGUGUGGCAGAGUUUUCCGGAGAGGAUUGUAGGGUACCCAGCUCGCAGCCAUUUCUGGGAUAACACUAAAGAACGGUGGGGUUACACAUCUAAGUGGACUAAUGACUAUUCCAUGGUAUUGACAGGAGCUGCUAUUUACCACAAAUAUUAUCACUACCUGUACACUCAUUAUCUGCCAGCCAGCCUGAAGAAUAUGGUGGACCAGCUGGCCAACUGUGAGGACAUUCUGAUGAACUUCCUCGUGUCAGCUGUGACGAAACUGCCUCCAAUCAAAGUGACCCAGAAAAAACAGUAUAAAGAGACAAUGAUGGGGCAGACUUCUCGAGCUUCUCGUUGGGCUGACCCGGACCACUUUGCCCAGAGACAGAGCUGCAUGAAUACGUUUGCCAGCUGGUUUGGCUACAUGCCGCUGAGCCAUUCUCAGAUGAGGCUCGACCCUGUUCUCUUUAAAGACCAGGUUUCCAUCUUGAGGAAGAAAUACCGAGACAUUGAGCGACUUUGAGAAGGAAGUCCUGCCAAGUGGGGAGAAGGGAAGGGAGAAAGGACUGGGGUCAAGCUGCUCUCUCUUCCCAGUGCAGAUCCGCUGACAUGCGGAGCUAGACUGUGCCAAGUAACCGAAAACACACACACACACACACAC